This is a messenger RNA of Lycium barbarum (goji berry), 1568 nucleotides long. Its product is annotated as mitogen-activated protein kinase kinase 5-like. The transcript has a single exon. Gene Ontology annotation, molecular function: ATP binding; protein serine/threonine kinase activity. The record is from RefSeq and is a predicted model, not a curated record. NCBI's taxonomy places the organism in Eukaryota, Viridiplantae, Streptophyta, Magnoliopsida, Solanales, Solanaceae. Gene Ontology annotation, cellular component: cytoplasm. Gene Ontology annotation, biological process: protein phosphorylation. The coding region runs from base 569 to 1405 and encodes 278 amino acids.
AAAGGGGAAAAAAAAAAUAGGAAAAGUAGAGAGGUGGGAUUUUGCUCCAUUUUUCUGAGAGUGGGACACUGGGACCUGUUAAUCCACAUGGCAAAGUAUGAGUAGAGUCUCAAACAAGUUUUGUCUUCCACGUAUUAGGUGUGCCUCGCACAGAAUAAAAAAAUUCUGCUAUUCAGCAGCUAUCUGCUUCUCGAUUGCAAGAAUCCAGUCCACAUUAAGAAGCCACCUAGUCAAGAACUCGGAUAAUGGGAUUAAAAUAUUAUUGUUCUUCUCUGACUCCUCUGACCUCUCCGUUAGUCCCAGUAAUUGGAGCCAAAAAAAGCCAAAAAGAAAAAAGAAAAAACAGAAGAGUCUUAGUCUAUUUCUCUCUUGGAUGGCGUCUACCAGUGUAUUUGAUUGCCAUUUUCCAAAACAAAAGCUGAAGAAAACCCCACCUUUCUAAUUUGCCCUUUUUCGCAUUAGCUCUCUGCAAUUACUUACAUUUUCACAUCCCUAAUUCUGAAAAAAAUAAUAACAGAGGAGAAGAAAACCCAUACCUGAGUUUUUUUCCCCUAUCACAACAUCCAUCAUGCAACCUCCAACAGCUGCACCACCCUCUUCCGAGCUGACACUUGUCAAUCGCAUAGGCAGCGGCUUUGGAAGUUCCGUAUACAAGGUCCAACACAUGUCCACCGGUGAACUUUACGCCCUCAAGGUGAUCUCCUGUAUCCAUGAGGACUCAAUUCGUGUCCACAUGUGCCGAGAGAUUGAAAUUCUCCUGGACGUGAAUAACUCUAACGUCGUCAAAUGUUACGACAUGCUUGAUCACAACGGGGAAAUUACAAUCCGUCUAGAAUAUAUGGAUAAAGGAUCUCUGGAAGGUUGUCACAUCCCUGACGAGGCCGUACUUUCUCAUAUAACCCGCGAGAUUCUCUCCGGCAUCGUGUAUCUACACAGUCGCAAUAUUGUUCAUAGAGAUAUCAAACCUUCUAAUCUAUUAAUCAACUCCAAGCACCAAGUGAAAAUUGCGGAUUUCGGAAUUUCGAGAUUUUUGAAGCAAACGAUAGACUUGUCAGUAAAAAGUAUCAGUUAUAUGAGUCCUGAGAGGAUCAACACGGAUUUGAAUCAAAAUCAGGAGAAUGCAUAUGGGUAUGCGGAGGAUAUAUGGGGUUUAGGAUUAUGCAUUUUGGAAUUCUACUUGGGAAGGUUUCCAAUAUUCUCUGUAGGGAACUGGUGGAAUGUUAUGUGGGCAAUUUGUAUGUUGCCGCCACCACAGGCACCGUCUACGGCUUCGCCGGAGUUGAGGAACUUCAUAGGCUGCUGUUUGCAAACGGAUCCUUGUAGGCGGUGGACGGCGGAGCAGCUAUUGCGCCAUCCUUUUAUAACUCAGUAUGAACUGCAAGUGGAAAGUGUGGGUUGCCACUAACUUAUACAUUCAUGAAAUCUUCAUUUAUGAAGUCAUGCUGUUUGGGACCUUGGAUUUGUUUUAGUUAUGGUAAUGGCUUUGGAUGAAUUUGUACGUGUAAUGGAGUAUAAGUUUCUGUGUCCUUAUUAUUAACUAGUUUCUCUCCGCGUGCUUUGCACGUGUA